UGAAGCCUGCCCAGUCGCCACUGACCCUGUUAGCCAGCUUUAAUGUCAACUCCCUGGCUCCAAAGUGGAGGGAAUUACCCCACUUUUAGUCUCCAAUCAGGAAAAAAAGAAGAGCAACACAGCAAAAUGCAGAGCUUGACUCUUUUUCAACCCAUGUGCUCUUUUCAGGGUCUGACUGCUCUUGCUUUCUGGUGAAACACAGGGUCGGGGACUGUGUGGAUAAAACCCUGAGGGUUUUGACAUUUCAGCCCUACUGUCUUUUUUUAGUUUUUGCUCCUCUUCUGGCCUCAGUGCUUUUUGGAGGAGGCCCAGAUGAUGGGGUGGUGUUGCUCAGGCAUAUGCAGAGCCCUGGCUCUCCUGGCACUCCUGUUUCCCUUGCGGGAGAGGGGAUGCUGGGGGCUGAAUCCCAGCUCUGGGGAUCUGGAGAAGUCCCCACACUCUGAUCCAGACCCCUGGGAGGUCCUGCACAGGCACAAACGCAGCUGGGUAUGGAACCAGUUCUUCGUAUUGGAGGAGUACACAGGAAAUGAGCCACUCUAUGUUGGCAAGCUGCACUCAGAUGUGGACAAAGGAGAUGGAAAGGUGAAGUAUGUGUUAUCUGGUGAGGGCGCCACCUCUAUCUUCACCAUUGAUGAAAACACAGGAGACAUCCACGCCACGAAGCGCCUUGAUCGGGAGGCCCAAGCCUAUUAUACCCUCCAAGCUCAAGCUGUAGACCGGCUUACCAAUUUACCUGUAGAGCCCAGAUCUGAAUUCGUGGUCAAGGUCCAGGACAUCAAUGAUAAUGAGCCAAAGUUUCUUGAUGGACCGUAUUUGGCGGGGGUUCCAGAGAUGUCACCUUUAGGAACAAUGGUAGUGCAAGUGGCAGCCACGGAUGCAGAUGACCCGACAUACGGGAACAGUGCCAGGGUGGUCUACAGCAUCAUCCACGGACAGCCCUACUUCUCAGUGGAGCCCAAGACAGGUGUCAUCAGAACAGCUCUUCCCAACAUGGACCGGGAAACGAGGGACCAGUAUGUGCUCGUCAUCCAGGCCAAAGACAUGGUCGGCCAGAUGGGUGGCUUGUCCGGCACCACCUCUGUCACUGUCACGCUAACUGAUGUCAAUGACAACCCGCCUCGGUUCACUCACAAGAGCUAUCAGUACACGGUGCUGGAGUCGCUCCCAGUGCAAUCUGUGGUGGCCAGAAUCAAAGCAGCUGAUGCUGAUAUAGGCUCCAACGCAGAGAUGGACUAUAGGAUCAUGGACGGCGACGGACCUGGCAUAUUCAACAUAACAACAGAUGAGGACACACAAGACGGGGUCAUCAUCCUUCUGAAGCCUCUAGACUUUGAAACAAAGAGCAGCUUUUCUCUGAGAAUCGAAGCAACAAACAGGAAUAUUGACUCCAACUUCUUGAGUCUGGGCCCAUUUAGUGACACCACAUCUGUCAAGGUGACAGUGGAAGACGUCAACGAGCCACCCGUCUUCUCCAUGCCACUCAGCAAGAUGGUUGUUUCGGAAGACGCCAAAGUGGGCAGCUCGAUUGGGAGAGUCUCUGCCCAUGACCCAGACACCUCCAACAACGCCAUCAGGUACUCCAUUGACAGAAACACAGACUUAGAGCGCUUCUUUAAUGUGGAUGCUCUGAGUGGGGUCAUCAGCACAGCCAAGCCGCUGGACCGAGAGGCCAACUCCGUCCAUAACCUCACUAUAUUUGCCAUCGAGAGCCAGGACCCAACCCAAAUUGGAAAAGGCAUCUCUCUCAUCACAGUGCUGGACAUAAAUGAUAACGCCCCGGUCUUUGCCAUCGACUAUGAAACUCUCCUUUGUGAAAACGCUAUGCCAGGACAGGUGAUCCAGACCAUCAGUGCGGUGGAUAAGGACGAACCUUUGAGUGGCCACCGCUUUUAUUUUGCCCUGGCUGCAUCUGUUGCAGGCAACCUCAACUUCACUCUGCGAGAUAACAAAGUUCAGGCUUUUGGCACAUAUGUAAAUUAUCACAGAAACACACAGACUGAAAACUGCCUUUACAACACAGCGUCCAUAUUGACGAAGCGAGGUGGUUUCAGGAGACGUGAGCAACCUGUGUAUCGGCUCCCUGUGUUGAUUGUGGACAGUGGAAGUCCUGCCCUCAGCAGCACAAACACACUCUCAGUGCGAGUGUGUGACUGUGACUCUGAUGGUGUGGCCUUGUCUUGUGGAGCUGUGGCCUACACUGCGACCGGCCUCAGCACCGGCGCCCUCCUGGCUAUUUUAGGCUGCAUCAUCACACUUCUGGUGAUGGUUCUGCUAAUUGUGACGAUGCGUCGGAGGAAAAAGGAGCCUCUGAUUCUUGAGGAGGAGAGAGACAUCAGAGAGAACAUCGUUCGUUACGACGACGAGGGCGGGGGAGAGGAGGACACAGAGGCAUUCGACAUGGUCACCCUCCGCAACCUAAACGUCAUCAGAGACCCCAACGUGCGACGAGAUGUCACGCCAGAUACUCCUACCUUCUUUCAUUACCCUUCAACUACUCGCCCGCCGUAUAAAUCCCUGCCGGACAACGUGGUGUUUCGAGAGUUUAUUUGGGAGCGACUUAAGGAUGCUGAUGUGGACCCGUCAGCUCCCCCGUACGACUCUCUGCAGACAUAUGCUUUUGAAGGCAGCGGCUCUGUAGCAGAGUCGCUAAGCUCUCUGGAGUCACUAAGUACAGACUCAGAUCAGAACUAUGACUAUCUCAGCAACUGGGGGCCGCGCUUCAAAAAGCUGGCUGACCUGUACGGCAACAGCGACGGCACUAGUGUCUUCUCAUAGCCCCUAAAUGUCUCUCUUAACAUUUCUUGGACUUAAAAAAAUCCCCCAGUAAUUUAUUGUCAGAGAAAAUGAUUUUGUCUGCCUUAGUGCAUUGGAGGAAAAGAUUCAAAGACAACACAAGAGAGAUUGAAAGAAAAACACUUUGACUUCAAAGAUUUUCGGUUUGUUUACCUCCUUGUAUGGAUUUUCAAAAGCGUGCCAUGGUGAGUUUUGACACAGACUUCAAAAGUGGCUUGACUGAGGAGGAAACCUUGUGUGCUAAAGACAUUAAAGGUUUCAGAUUUUGGGCUCCGGUCCAACCAUUGACUGCAGAAUGCAUACAUGUUGGAAGCCUUUUUACGGGGAGGCACCUGUCCUUUCAUUCCAGCAAUGGGCACGGGCCCAGCACUCUUGCUUUGAUGCAUUCCUCUGCUAUCUUUGUGCUAAAAAAAACAUAAACGUUUCUCAUGAAAUGCUGUGUCCCUGGCGGCUAAUCAGUAGUCACUUGACUUCAUAUGAGAUUUGACAAACAAUUUCUAUGUUUGUUUUUUUCUUCUUCUGUUUUUGGGUUGGGGAGCCGGGUGAUGAGAAGCUGUUUUUCAUAAACAUUUAAGUGACAGAGCCACAUUAUUCAUUGUCUCUGUCAUAAAUCUCAACACUAUAUGAAAAGUGCAACUGCACACAUACAGUAUAAACAAGUAGUUGAUGUGCUAAGGAAGUGAUGUGAAGACAUAAGUUGUGCAAAUAAUAAAAAAGGAUGACACUCUCAUCAGUUUGAUGUCUCCACUGGGUGAAACAGGAAAGCAUAUAAUUUCUCUUAUUCUCCUAACAAUACAUUUUGCAGAUGUUGCAAUGUAGUGUUGUCUAAGUCUGUUUUUUCUUCCACCUUUCUAUUUCCAAGUCCAAUGUAUAAUUUCUGAGCUAUAAAAUUCAGUUGUUCUGCUUUUGUAUGAGGCGGGGGGCCUGGAUAUGUCUGCUACAAAGGAUCGGUCCUUGUUGUGUUUGAUAGCGAGAUUUACGCCACUAGAAAAAAAAAUUAUUUGUUUUCUGAAGUGAGUUGUUAAAUGGGUAAAGUUGCAGUUUGUAAGUAAAUGAAUUUUGCUUCUGUAGUUUGCAGAGUCCAGCAUAUAUUGUCAUUCAGAAAUGAUACCAAUAAUGUCCAUGAUUUGUUUAUUGAUGGUGAAAG
Molecule: messenger RNA, 3940 nt
Organism: Morone saxatilis (striped sea-bass)
Lineage: Eukaryota; Metazoa; Chordata; Actinopteri; Moronidae
Product: cadherin-7-like
Exons: 14
Coding region: 313-2775 (820 amino acids)
Biological process (GO): cell-cell junction assembly; homophilic cell-cell adhesion; multicellular organism development
Cellular component (GO): catenin complex; plasma membrane; adherens junction
Molecular function (GO): cadherin binding; calcium ion binding
Source: RefSeq, a predicted model, not a curated record